UGACAGCGUUCUUCUACUACGCAAUUCUUGUCUUUUGAUCCUCGCCUGGCCUGCGACAACUGCAAUCUACUCCGUGCGAGCGAAACAUUGCGGAUCUCACAUGCGACAGGCAACCCAUUUCCACAGUUGACAGUGAUUGCUCACACCUCGAAACACAGCCUUGUCGCCAGGACAUCUGGUUAACCCGAUAUAAAAUAUGCAACCAGAAUAACCGAUGUGAUGACCUCGAUUCGCUCUUCAUCGACUACCGCCCGCUCACGCUCACUCACCCCCGAUCGUCGAGUCGUGCGCAGGUUAUCUGGUUUCUCUAUCAAUUCACCGAUAGAUCAGCAACGUCCGCCUGUCGACAACGGACAUGCGCCCGCCAUCACGGAAGAAAUAAAUGAGAUUAAACGCUACGAGGACUUCAACACGAUUGACUGGGUUCAGGAUGAGCUGCACGAGCAAUUUCGGAGGCGGGCCAAACGACGAGAAGGCUCUGGAUUCUGGGAUCAAGAGGGCACCUUUGGAUGGAGGCGUAAGGUGCGCGAGUCCUACGAUGCUGGACAGGCCUGGUUGGUGGUUACGAUUGUUGGUGCCGCAAUUGGAUUGAAUUCGGCUUUUCUCAACAUCGUCACGGAGUGGUUGUCGGAUGUCAAGUUAGGGUAUUGCACGACUGCAUUCUAUCUCAAUGAGCAGUUCUGCUGCUGGGGGGCAGAGGAGGGUAUAUAUUUCGCUAAGCUGUUUCAGAUUAUCUGUUUUGUAUGAUGCUUACCUAUCUUCUCUUGGUUUGUAGGUUGUCCCGAAUGGAAGCGUUGGACGUCGUUUGGGCUUCUGAAUUACGUUUUCUACUUUUUCUUUGCCGUUCUGUUCGCAUUCAUAGCCGCUGCCCUGGUCAAAUCUUUUGCUCCCUAUGCAGCCGGGUCCGGGAUAUCGGAGAUCAAAUGUAUCAUUGCGGGCUUCGUCAUGAAAGGCUUUCUGGGCGUAUGGACACUGGUAAUCAAGUCAAUCGGAUUGCCUUUGGCCAUUGCAUCCGGACUGUCUGUGGGUAAGGAAGGGCCCAGUGUGCAUUUCGCCGUAUGCACAGGAAAUGUGAUCUCGCGUUUCUUCAGCAAAUACAGGCGAAAUGCUGCGAAGACCCGAGAAAUCCUGACAGCUGCAGCUGCAGCUGGUGUGGCUGUUGCAUUUGGUAGUCCCAUAGGCGGGGUUCUUUUUUCACUUGAGGAGAUGUCUUCUUACUUUCCCCUGAAAACCCUCUGGCGAAGUUACUUUUGCGCUUUGGUGGCUACCAGUGUGCUAGCGGCGAUGAAUCCAUUCAGAACCGGGCAAUUGGUUAUGUUUCAAGUGCAGUAUGACCGCAAAUGGCAUUUUUUCGAACUUCUCUUCUUCGUUAUACUCGGCAUUUUUGGCGGGUUAUACGGCGCGUUUGUGAUCAAAUGGAACCUCCGAGUUCAAGCUUUCCGGAAGAAGUAUCUUUCUAAAUAUCCCAUCACUGAAUCAGUGAUAUUGGCUGGCAUUACCGCCAUUUUAUGCUACCCGAAUAUGUUUCUGAGAAUCAACAUGACGGAAAUGAUGGAAAUUCUGUUCCGUGAAUGUGAAGGGGCUAAUGAUUACGGCGGUCUUUGCGAGACCAAGAAACGGUGGACCAUGGUUUUUUUACUGGCAAUUGCGACGAUUCUCCGGACAUUCCUGGUCAUUAUAUCAUAUGGCUGUAAAGUGCCAGCCGGAAUCUUUGUGCCAUCGAUGGCUGUGGGGGCAUCUUUUGGCCGUAUGGUUGGAAUGAUGGUCAGGAGUCUGCAAGAGACCUUUCCUGAUUCCCAGUUCUUUGCUUUUUGUGAGCCAGACGUUCCAUGUAUUACACCGGGAACGUACGCCUUUCUAGGAGCUGGAGCGGCGCUCAGCGGAAUCAUGCAUUUGACCAUCUCAGUAACGGUCAUCAUGUUCGAACUGACGGGAGCUCUGACGUAUAUUCUUCCUACCUUGAUCGUAGUGGGUGUUACCAAAGCCGUGGCAGAUCGAUUUGGCAGCGGCGGCAUUGCGGACCGGAUGAUUUGGUUCAGCGGAUUUCCAUUCCUGGAUAAUAAAGAGGAACAUGUAUUCAACGUCCCAGUUUCUCACGCCAUGACAGCUGAUCCCCUCUCACUCCCCGUGUCGGACUUCCCUGUGCGCGAAGCAGAGCAUCUUCUGCAGGACAACAAAUUUCAAGGUUUUCCCAUCGUCGAAGACCGCACAUCAAAGACACUAGUAGGAUACAUAGGCCGUACAGAACUUCGGUACGCUAUCGAACGCGCCCGCGGCGAGGGAUUGCUCUCCCCGCACGCAAAAUGCGCCUUUACCAAGGAGGCCCUGGAUGCAUUGGUAGCUCGCCGGGCUACCGUCCCACGAAAUACUCUGGCAGCAUCCACAUUCGACACUAUACAAUCCGAUAUUGGUGCCGAAUACGUCGACUUCAGCCGGUACGUGGAACACACGCCAUUGACAGUCCAUCCGCGACUACCUCUGGAGACGGUGAUGGAUAUCUUCAAGAAAAUGGGUCCGAGAGUGAUUCUCAUCGAGCACCGCGGGAAACUAUCGGGACUCGUGACCGUCAAGGACUGUCUGAAAUAUCAGUUCACGGUGGAGGCGGAGGAACAUGUAGCUGCCGCGACGAAUGGGCCGUCGCUUGCAUUGGGAGGAGAGUCGAGACAGGAAGUACCUCUGGAAGAGCGGGUAUGGAAGUCUAUGCAGUGGAUUGGAGAGAAACUGUCUCGAACAAAGGAGCGCGUACGAAAUCAUGCCCAUUCCGCUAUCAAUGGAUAUGGAUACGGACAGGGACAUGCUGGAGACCACAUCCUCGACGGGACAGAGGAAAUAGACGCCCCAGUAGAACUAGAAGAGAGAUGAAUCAAAUCCUAGUACCUAACAGACA
Molecule: messenger RNA, 2887 nt
Organism: Monascus purpureus
Lineage: Eukaryota; Fungi; Ascomycota; Eurotiomycetes; Eurotiales; Aspergillaceae
Source: the annotation of a GenBank genome assembly